AGCAUUUUGGGCAAGGUGAGGUGGGGAAAAAACAUUUAGACUAAAACUUAAUAGUAAUUGAGCUUAAAGCUUAUAGCUUAUUGAGCUUCCCCGCACUAAGCACUCAUUAAAAAACUUUUUUAUAGUACAUGUAGUUUGCAUAAAGGGUUACUCCUGAUGGUUGCACAAAUUAAAUUCCUUGCCUGCACCAGGAUCGACAUUUCACAUUCGGUCUAAUGCUGAAGCUAACCCUAACUCACAACGUUAGCACUCACUUCUGCAAGAGUAAAUGUCUCUUGGAUAUCAGCCACAUCGCAGCAGCUCUGGGACACUGGUAGAUAAUACCUCUCAGUGCGUUAAGUCACCGCACUGAGCCUAUAUGGCCAUUCUGAAGAUACUGUAAUCAAUAGUUCAUCAUGACGUCUGUGAGUGACAGAGCCAAAAUAUUUACCAAUGAUCCUGUUAAACUUCAUUCUAUGGUCCACUGCCGAGUUACAGUGACUAGCACAGACCUCAAGGAGCACACUGGCUGGGUUCAUACUAUAGACCCAGUAUCUGAGAGUUUCUCUCUUUUCAGUGUAGUUCUUGUUGAAUUUGGAGUCGGUGGCAAGCAUGAAGUAAUCAUUGUGUCAGGCUACAAUGUGGAAAACAUUAAAGUUAUUGACAGUAGUCCUCCACCAGGGCUUGCUUCCGAUAUUGACAGCAUCUUCAGAAAGGAGCAGGUUCAAUAUAGCAGCCAAGAGCUGAAAGCAAGGCGAGAGUCUCUGUGUGUGUGGUUGUCAGAUAAUCGUGUCCCUUACACAGUGAAAGAGGACAUGAGUAUACAGGUGUUGACGGCAGCAGUAAUAUCAAAACCAUACAAGCCUGAAUCUGUGCAGUGUACGAAUGAAGUUGUUUUGGGCAAGGUGAUGGAUUUGGUCCGACAUAUGCCUGCCCCAAGCAACACUAUGGGCAAGGAUAACAUGUCUAUGUGAGCUUUGGUGUGCAGUGGGCAUUGUUUAAUAAAAUAUAUAUUCCGAGAGA
Molecule: messenger RNA, 1002 nt
Organism: Procambarus clarkii (red swamp crayfish)
Lineage: Eukaryota; Metazoa; Arthropoda; Malacostraca; Decapoda; Cambaridae
Source: RefSeq, a predicted model, not a curated record